Molecule: messenger RNA, 624 nt
Organism: Phycomyces blakesleeanus NRRL 1555(-)
Lineage: Eukaryota; Fungi; Mucoromycota; Mucoromycetes; Mucorales; Phycomycetaceae
Exons: 1
Coding region: 1-624 (207 amino acids)
Source: RefSeq, a predicted model, not a curated record
AUGGCUCUUCCUGCUAAAUUAUCAGACCUACCUAUUGGGUCCACCACAACACUAGGUCAAGCCAAUAUAACCACUCCACAACCCUCUACUACUACCUCUACCACAACCAACACUAGGUCAUAUCUUGAUGUUGCCACAGCCACUCCCGCCCCCAGUCAAGUACCAGUCGUUCUUUUCUCUAACUUGCCAACAUCUACAAAUUGCGUCUGGUACAAAAGUACAUCUCAUCAUUCAGUAUUCUUUACUCCACCCACUGAUUCCACCCUUACCUCUGAAUUCUGGACUGCUCUCAGAGCAAGCGUUCCUACAGCAUUCACCUUGGGAAUAUCAUUGCCUCAUUGUCAACUGCUCAUGCACGAAUUGCACCUGACCAAUUCUACAAUCUGCACCAAACUCUGCUCCAAAGGCUUUCUGGUUGGAGGCCAAACGUACUUCCCCUCUAUGGGUAUUGCCCCAGGCACAAAAAUCUUGCAUAUCUCUGUCUCUCAACUUUCAUACCUUCCUUCCCCUCUGCUUGAAGAGGCUAUCAAAACAGCCUUGGCUGCAUAUGGCACUGUCCGCAAAGUUGGUUUGCAUCUUCAUGCCAAUUUUUUUGAUGGCACUGGUUUUGCUUAUCUUGAAUGA